Molecule: messenger RNA, 2062 nt
Organism: Puntigrus tetrazona (Sumatra barb)
Lineage: Eukaryota; Metazoa; Chordata; Actinopteri; Cypriniformes; Cyprinidae
Gene: tmub2
Product: transmembrane and ubiquitin-like domain containing 2
Exons: 3
Coding region: 162-1067 (301 amino acids)
Molecular function (GO): protein binding
Source: RefSeq, a predicted model, not a curated record
UACUCUGACGGAGCGUCAGCUGUAUGCGUGCGCGUGCGCGUGAGGUUGUACGUGUGUUUAUUUAUUUCUGAGCAGAGCGUUUCGUCUUUCAGCCGGUGUAGGGAUUAAAACAGCAUCGAUCCAGAAUGAUCUGAAGUAAGAGAAGGUCGAGAGGGGCUGGGAUGGCGGUGUGUGCUCUAACUGUGCUUGACGGGCUCGGGGAGGAGGCCACGGCUUUGGGCGGCGUGGUCGUCCUGUUCCUGGCCGUGGUUCUUGCCUGGCUGUCUACCCACGUGGCCGACCGCGGAGAUCACAUUCUGGGGACCAUUCUCACCGUGGGCGCCCACGCCUCCCUCAUCGGCCUCGGGGGUCACGACAGCUACUCCAACCCCCCGCCCAGCUCCGAGCCCAGCGAGCAGCAGGACGAAGAACCCGCCGAGGAGGAGAAGCAGGAAGAGGGAGAGGCCCGGCCGGAUGGGGGAGAGGAUGUGCCUGGAGAGGAGCUGCUGGAUAUUCAGGGUGGGAGAAAGAAAGUCAGCUAUGUUCGGGGUGAUGAAAGAGAAGAGGGCAAGGAGGAAGGGACGGAGGAGGAGGAGGCAGAGGAUGAGGCCGCCAGUAUCACUGUGAGACUGAAGUUCCUGAAUGACACGGAGGAGCUGGCUGUGCUCAGUCCACAGGACACCGUUGGACUGCUGAAGAGUAAGUACUUCUCUGGCCGUGAACAUCAGAUCAAGCUCAUCUACCAGGGUCAGCUGCUGCAGGACCCUCAGCGCUCUCUCCUGUCCCUCAACAUCACCCACAACAGCGUCCUCCACUGUCACGUCUCUCAAGCCCAGGCCCUGCGCGAGGCGGCCGCAGAAGAGAGCCCUCGAGCCGGCAGGGGCUCCAUGCUCAGCGGGGGCCUGCGCUCGGCCGGCGUGGCUCUCAGCACAGGAAGCCUGGUGAUCCCCGUCUUCGUGGUGCUGCUCGCCGUCAUCUGGUACUUCCGAAUCAACUACCGUCAGCUGUUCACUGCCCCCGCCACCAUCUCUUUGGUCGGGGUCACGGUCUUCUUCAGCUUCCUCAUCUUUGGCAUGCACAGUCGAUGAGAAGACGGACGAAUGGGAGGAACGAUGCCAAUCUUUUGGGAAAGAGGAAAACGAAACGAUAGGACGUGAAAAUAAUCAAUCAGCGGUAGCCGAGAAAGUUCUCAGGGAGCCCUCGAGGGUCCUGGUGCCAUUUAGACGACCGAAGUCGUGCGUGUGCUGAGACGUGUGCUAGUGCUUUCAGCUUCAUUUGUGAGCAGCACAAAGUAACACCGCUAUAUAAUUUAGCUUCUUGGAGAAAAUAGCUUUAUAAUUAUUUAAUCUCAGCCUAAAGUGUAGCUUCUCUGUGUAAAGCGAAGUCAGGAGCCCAUGUCUGGCUGGGCUUUUCAUUUAGAGGAAUCGUCGACUGAUUGGUUUUUAUCAAUUACGCGUCUCAUCUUCACUGGUAAUAGCGCCACUAUCUUUUGCAGAAGCAGAAAACGUCACAUGUUCAAAAUCUCAGUACACAAAUAACAGGUGUGAUGUGCUAGUUAGAAAAAUAUUGAGACAUCAUUUUACUUGUUUAUGUUUUUUCUUUUGCCAGUGUCACUGAAAUCAGUAUUUAUUUCAACUUAACAUUCUGGUUUAGCAUGUCCGCUGCUAGUUAUAGGUCGUAGUUAUUUAGGACAUAAGAGUUUUUAUACAUGAAGGUUUUACCUGCAAACAUACUGGAGUAAAGAGGCUGUAGAAAUCCGCAUUAAUAGGCAUUUCAUAUGUGACACUGAUAACAAAGCAAAUGAUUUUUUUCUCCUGUGUAAAAUCUGUAUAUAAGCAAUGUAUUUACUGUAGAUAAAUCAAAAGGGCAUAGAGGAACCUUAAAGCUCUCUUAAGAAGUUUGGUGGUUCUUGUAUGAAUGGGUCACUUUUCUCAGUAUUGUCGGCAAUAUCUGCAUACGUUUUAGGGGGAAACCAGUCUACCUUCUCAUUCUCGCUAUAACUAGCGCCUCUUUAAUUCAAACGAUUUUUGGUUUUGCUUUGAUGCAGUAAUUCAGAAUAAAAUUGCUCAUCUUUCAGAAAUGA